AUGGUCCAGUCCGAAAAACGGUUGCUCUGGCACCCGCGCGGGGAGAAUAGGUUCAUCGUCGGAGGGGCCUCACAGAUCACACUGUAUGAAUGGUCGCCUACUGAAUUGACCAUUCGACAUGUUACUUCACAGCAGGACCUUCAGUCUAUGAAGUGCUUUGCAUGGUCGCCACAUCCCUCCUACGACGACUUGCUCGCGAUCGGCCUGAAUACAGGUCGUGUAGAUCUCAUGCGGCUCGAAUCGAUGCGCUAUGGAAAGGAACAUGUCCUGGGACGCGGGCCAUAUGUCAGCCUCCCUGCGAAGAGCCAACGCGCCUGUACGUCCCUAGCCUUCUGCCCUGUCGCCCCCAACUAUCUCGCCGUUGGAAUGGACAAAGCUCGCGGAGAAUCAAGCCUUGUCAUUUGGGACAUCCAAUCUACCACCACGACCCUCUCUCUGAACACCCCUCCAUCCACCGACCCCCCAACCGUGACCUCAUCUCCAUCACCUGCUCGCGCUAUCACGCCUCAAACCCCGCCCUCUGCUUCCUCGUCAACCCGUGUUUAUCCACCUAUACCCCGCGUCGACUUUGGGCCCCGCAGUGAUCCCCGCAUCCUGCAAGCAUACGCGGCUGCUGAGUCGGUCCAUAGCAUCACAUGGCUUCCUCAGAGUACCCAGUUGCUCGCUGCUGGCAUAUCGCACCGCUCCCUGCGACUGUUCGAUCUUCGCUCGUCGACUCCUCCUACGACGGCCCCGGUGGUCGGGCGCAUACAUUCACUCGUCUCCGAUCCGCACAAUCCACACCGUUUGGCAGCUGCCGGAGACGGCAUUGUCACGCUCUGGGACGCGCGCAAGCUCCUGUCCCCACUCCUUAGCUUCUCUGCACAUGAUGUGCGCUCCGACGGGGCUCGUGAUGCGAAUGUUGGCGUCACGCAGCUUGAGUUUUCUCACUCGCGGAGUGGGGUGCUGGCGACGCUCGAACGCGACGCUUCCCACAUCCGAUUUUGGGAUAUACUGAGAUCGGAAGCCGUAGACGCGAGUCCUCCGUCAAGCGCGAGGCUGAUAUCGAAAGAGCUGCCCUCGCAGGGGUCGGGCUCGGGCGGAAAGUCAGGCAAACUUUCGUGGGCGAACCCAACGAAUAUGCUCCCGUGGAGCGGAUCAACAGGCUCAAGCGCUUCAAAUGAGCCCCAGCAAUCGAUUCCCUACAACCUCGUUCUAGCAGACACGCGCAAAUCGAAACGCUUCGGCCACCCGCUCGCGUCCUUCGCGCUCAUGCCAAACGAGCGCCCUAACCCGCUCGCAUCUUCUAUAAUGGUCGUCAAUAAGGACGGCGACCUCGAAAUGUUCUCAGUCCACGACACUCCAUCGCACGCGCCUUGGAGCUCGCGCGGCACACUCGCCAUCGCAGCUGGGGCGUCUUACCGUGUCUUCGCUGGAAUACCUGCCGGUGACCCGCCUCCUGAGCCGUGGACGCUGACCAUGGCAAGCGAAGUCCCACCUGACCCGUUGGGCUCUCGCGCGGCCAGCGCGCAUCCGACCACAGAUGGUACAGAACGCGGGCGUGGCCGGCCUUCGCUCGCGCCGAUGUUUGGCCGCGGGGACGAAGACGGAUUCCCCGCACUCGAGUCGUCGUCUGGAAGGCCUUCUCCACGUGCCGUGCCUGUGCACCUACACCCAGAGAAGCCGAAGGGGAUGCAUGCAAAGGGCACACCCUACAGCCCUUCGAUCCGCAGUCAGCCGAACUCCCCGCGUAUGAAGGCGGGCGCGGCAGUAACGGGGGAAUCCCCAAAUAUAUUGCUGACGGAUGCAUCGAAGAGUAAGAGUGUCUCGAGGGUGAGGAGUAGGGUGCGCCGCAAGGCUGCGGACAGAAUCCAGAGCAUCGUCGAAGAGGAUGUGACGGUUGUCAUGCGGCGGCGAGUUGCGCAGGGAUAUGGGCUCGCCAACCCUGCGCAUAACAUGACAAUCUUGCGGAAUGAACAAGAGGAUGGAAAAACACUUGAGGAAGUGUGGUAUUGGGUCGAACGCGAGUCUCAUGCACGUCGGCUUCUCAGUGGCCCAGCGUCUCGAUUCAAUGGAUAUAAUUUCUCUACGCAGGGUAUACUCGGAAUCUGGGAGGGCUUCCCAUCAUCAAGCGCUAGCGCUCCCGCCACAGUCCACUCCUCACCAGCGCCUCCUACUAAAUCGCUCCUCGACCCGGUAGAUCCAGAAAAGGUUGCGCAUACACGCUCCCGCCGCGGAAGGCAGCGCACGGAGGUGCUCUCUGAGUUUGGAGCUGCUAUAUUGGUGCUCUGUGCGUAUCAUGGUCUCGACAUCCUCGAACGCGACUCGUGGAAGCCGGCAGCGGCGACGAACAAGCUUGUUCAGCGACGGUUUGCGCUGGAGCUAUGUGGUUGGAGUCUGAGAGAGGAAGAUAUUGCAGUGACAAUCGAUAACUGGGAGAAGCAAGGGAGGUAUUCGCAGGCGGCUUGUUGGCUUGUGUUCAUCACUGAGUAUAACAAGGCAGUUGACCUUCUCAUGCGGAGUAAAGACGAAGCUCAUCACAUGAUGUCCGGUACUCUGGCUGCCCUCGCACCGACGAGCUCGACGAAUAGCAAGACGCCCGAGUUUCUCGCACACUGUGAACGCCUCAUCGUGCGACUCGAGGACCCUUACUUCCGCGCGAUGCUGACCUGCCUCGCUUUGGGAGACUGGUCGGAAGUCCUUGAGGAGGAUGCGCUUCCGCUGCGCGAGCGGCUUGCUGUAGCACUACAAUUCCUGGACGACAGCGCGCUUUCCGCCUUCUUGCGACGCAUCGCCGCACGCACGGCGGCACGGGGCGACCCUGCCGGGCUCGUCGUCACUGGGCUUUCACGUGCAGGGCUCGACGUGCUGCAGGGCUACGUCGACUCUACGGGCGACGUCCAGACCGCGGCGCUGCUGGGCGCUCACGUGCACCCGCACCAUGUGCGCGAUCCGCGUGUCGAGCGCUGGCUCGCGGCGUACCGCGAUCUGCUCGACGGAUGGAGGCUGUUCCACUACCGGUGCCAAUUCGACGUCGAGCGCGGGCAGAUGAUGCAAGAGCUCGUGCGAGCGGGCGAGAUUGAGCGCGUGGAAGUUGUGCCCCCGCAGAUCCUGAUUCGGUGUAAUUACUGCAGCAAGGUGAUUGGCACGCCACAGGAAUCUGCAGGCGCAAGCCGAGUGCGUUGGACUGUCCUUUCCUUUGUAUUUGUCGCGUUGCUGAAUUUGUUCACUUCCGUUGUAGUCAACGGUGUGUCCUUCGUGUAA
Messenger RNA from Heterobasidion irregulare TC 32-1, 3243 nucleotides. RefSeq lists its product as uncharacterized. Gene Ontology annotation, cellular component: cytoplasm. Gene Ontology annotation, biological process: positive regulation of TORC1 signaling. The transcript has 6 exons. The record is from RefSeq and is a predicted model, not a curated record. The coding region runs from base 1 to 3243 and encodes 1080 amino acids. Gene Ontology annotation, molecular function: protein binding. NCBI's taxonomy places the organism in Eukaryota, Fungi, Basidiomycota, Agaricomycetes, Russulales, Bondarzewiaceae.